AUGACUACAAAUGCUUUAAUACUGGGGUUCAACUCACCUUCUGCCGUAUGUUCAGCAAGUAAUAGCAUUCUUUGUGGUGCUGGAAGUGGUGUCGUUGCCAGAAGAGGAGCUGAUUCAAUUCAAUGGGUUCCAGGUGAUGGUCGAUAUCCUGUCGGUAAACUAGCCUAUUCGCAUUCUUCACGCUUGUUAUGCGUAACAGAGGUUAGGUUAAAUGUAACUCUACUCGUGUUUCGAUACCCAGAGUAUAAUCGCGUGCAAAAAAUUGACAAUAUUGCCAAAGUGGAUGUCCAGGAUAUGUGUUUUUCACCAAAUGGUCAAAUGUUAGCUAUACUGACAUCUAUGCCUUCUUGUAUUGUUAAUCUCUUUUUUGUUCAACGUGGACGUUCUCUUGAAAAGGCUGCUUCUGUUUCACUAGAUGAUAAGUUUUGGAAACAAAUGGUAUUUCCACCUCAGCGAACAGACUGUAUUGCUGUCUUGGAGCCACAAGGGGUUGCUAUUGCUAGCCAACUCUCUUUAACAACUACUUUACCCAGUAUCAUAACACUUGCUUCACAGCAGCAUGAAUUUUGUUCCUUUUCAUGGACACCUUCUGGUGUGGUAUGUGGGACAAAAGGGGGAUCUCUUGUUAUUUUUGAUGAACUAAAGAUGGAAAUGCAAGAUUAUUUGACUUGUCCAACAACUGCUUCGGUAACCUCCAUACUUGGUACACCCAUGCUUCUAUUACUAGGGACUGAAGAAGGUUCAGUCUUUGGAUACAACACGAAUACGAAGGAGUUACAACUACUUUUACAGGUUAACCAUUUCAUUGAGAGAAUGUCGCUAUCUGAGAAUGGAUUCGAUACGCUGGUUGUUAGUAAAGCUGAUGUAAGAAAGUUAGAUUUGAGGACAUCAUCUUCUACUCUCAUUCGGGCUCGUAACACCGGUGACACUGUGAAAAUCAUGACCCUUGAAAACUUGGUUGUGAUGGUCUGCGCUGAUGGUACCUUGGCAAGAUAUGAAGCAGAUACCAAUACUGUAACACGAUUUGUUACUGAUUUCAAUGACAGAGCUGAAGAUGCUUGUGCAUUGCAGUCUUCAGUGGUUGUAGUAUUUCACAGUGGAUGUGUUCGUUGUUUUACUUCGAAACCUGAGUUCAAACUUUCUUCCCAUAUAAAACUCGGUUCUAUACCUCUUUCUCUUUGUGCAUCCGAUGGAGACUCAUCAUUGGUUGUAACCGAUGGUAAUACAAUUCAUCUUCUUACUGUGAAAAAUGAUCUUCUUUACUUUCAAAGUUCUGUGGAUACCUUUACCAGUAAGGUGACAAACCUUCGCUGGAUCCUAGGGAAUGAUCGAUCGGUACUGGCCGCUUGCGUGAAUGGAGAGGUGCAGCUUGUUCGAUGCUUUGACGGUAAUGAUCUACAACCUUCUACAUUACUUGUAGAGACAAUUUGGAGACUUGAUUACCCUGUUCGUGAUAUACUUCCACUUUACUUUGAUGAAGAGGUGGUGAACAUUUUAGUUCACUCAUUAGACAAAGAAACGAAGCUAUAUGUUUUAGAACGUCGUCGAGAGAGAGAAGUAAAGUCUUUACGUCCUUUAUUUUUGAUGCGUGAUCAUGAAAGUGGUGGUACUACUAUUGAACGGUUUGGAAAUACAGCUGUAAUAUCAGGUGGUAGUGAUGGUAAAGUAGUUAUAAGAGACGUUUCACAUUAUCAAUCAAAGCUUACACCUAUACCCCCAUCAAAGGAAAAAAGGAGACCAUUACAAGAAAUUCUUUUGCGACCUUUUGGUAAAAGAGGGAUAGUUUCUAUAUCUGUAUGGAAUGAAGAGGAAGGUUUUGUUUGUGCCGGUGAGGAUACUGUGGUGCAUCUAAUUCCUCAAAGUGGAACUAUUAACUAUUCUUGGACGGAACCAGAGUGGCACGAAGAAAGACCUCCAAGUCCUCCAAAGGAAGUGAAGACUAUACCAAGGGAUGAUGCUGUGAUGGCAGAAGAGUCAAAACGCAAAAUAUUAUCUUCAUUGACUGAAUUGAGAACGGAUAUUAACAAGUUACUGGUUGAGAAAACUUCUGCUGUGAAUAUUGAAGAAUUUCUUUUACCUGAUCAGAGAGAAUCUUUUAUUGCAGAGUGUGAUUUAGCAAUUCAGCAGGCUAAAGAGGAUGAUUAUUAUCAUUUAUUACAUAAUGAAUUUACACAGUAUAAGAUUCGACGCGAAUGCUGGGAUACGAUGGAGAUUCAACGGACAAAAAUUGUUACCUUGAACAAACCUAUACUAGAAGUUCACAACUUUCAUCGUCGCAAAACCAACCCUGAGGCGGUGGGACUGUUGAAAAAGGUAAAAUUUUUAAGAAUGCUUCAAAUCAAAGCAGGUGACUACUUUACAUUUUCAUCCCAGGUUAAACACCCUGAAAGUAAACCUCAAAUGACACAACUUGAGACAGAUCUCAACGAUGAUACUACAGAAUUACUUUACGAUCCCAUCGACGUAUAUACAAACUCACGUGCAACUAUUCAAAUGAUCUUGCUUAAUGGAAGAAUCUCCAAAGUUAAGGAAACAUUUAACGUUAUCUUUGAUAAUUUAAAAGAGAAAAAGAAUAGUGAAUUAACUCGUAUUCAAGAAAGAAAUGAUCGUUGUAAACGUAUUAUGCGACAACUUGGAGAGCCAAUAUCUGAUGAUCUGCUUUUUACACCCUAUUUUGACAAGGAGGAAGAUCCUUCAAGUGUAUUUGAGGUUUUUGAUUCCGAAAUAGACCCCGAGUUGCUUAAACUGGCUAAGAAAGAAGAUAACUCGGCAUACGCUAUUUCUUCUUCAGAUGAAGCUGCGUUGAAAACCUGGAUGGAUGGUCUGGAAAAAGAUAUUGAAGUAAUCGCAGUUAAAGUUCCACUGCCUGCUUUUGCUGAUGAGUCCUUAGAGCAGUAUGUACCACCUGAUGAGAGAACGGAUGAACAAAUAAAGAUAUAUGAAGAAUAUGAAAAGGAGCUUGCUGAACAAACGGCGAAUGUAAAUGAACGAAAAGAGGCCUUGCGCAAGGAAAUGAAAGACCUAAUGAAAGCCAACGUAGAUGGUGCAAAUAGGAUAAAUGAAGAGAUUUCCUCGUUAGGAAAACGACGAAUGGAUGCGGCCCAAUUAGUAGAUGAAUUGGAAUCACAUCAAGUGAAUGCACUGCAAAGACUUCUUCUUGAACCAACAAUUUGUAAUGAACUAUUGGCGGUAAUAAAAGAAAAAACAGAGCUUGAAGGUCGCCUAAAACAACUACAGAGUCUUGAGGCAUAUAAGAAAAAGUUACUUUCAAUUGAAGAGUUAAACUUACAAAAGUCUAUAGAGGAUGAAAAGACGCUUGCGACAGAGAUGCACAAUUCCCCUCCAUUUAAUGACACUGAAUUUGGCGACAGACUUUAUAGGCGUUUUACAAAAUGGCGAAGCAAGUAUGAGGAAGGUUUAGCAGUGGUUCCACAGGUUGGUCAACAUGAGCAUUUUCCGGAGGCUCUUUGGGAACUAUAUUGUAAAUGUUGCUCGAAAAUUGUGGAAGCUAAGGAUGUAAUUUCCCGUAAUACGGCUACUGUUUGCUCUUUUACUGAACUUUUAAAAGAUGUAGAGACGGAGAUGGUAAAAGUACAAAACGAAGUCGAAGAGAAAGAGGCUGCUGAAGAUGCUUGUAGAGACAAUGCAAUCCGUAGGAUUCUUAAUGUACAAAACCUUUAUUCUUUGAGACAAGGACAGGUACAAGAUGAAGACGCCGUGGUUGGCGCUGACUUUGUAACCUUUUCUUUCAGAUGGGCAAGUGACAUUCUGAAUUACAAUAGUCUCGUUUUUUCGAGCUUUGAUGAACUUCGACGUCUUAUGACUAAAAUAUCACAGCAACGCCAGGCGAUGAAAAUGUGCGCUUGGGAGACUGAACGCUUACAAUACUGUGUCGGGACUUUAGAGAUGGAACUUCGACAGCUACACACCUUACGGGUAACCAGACAGAUGCAAGAUAUUAUUCAUACUGGUGUCGCCUCCUCCGGUGAGGAUGAGCUUGAAAAGUUGAAUCGACGAAUUGAGUACGUUAGACAAGUUAUGUCCAAAAAGAUAGAGGAGCGGAACAGAGUAAUAGCGAGGUUAAAACUUCAGAUCAACGAUAGAAAUGUUGAAAAUAAACUUCUGGAUACUGAAGUUCAACAAAUCAAAAGUAUCGUUGAUGACAAAAAGGCUGUAUGGACCAUGUUAGGUGAGCACAACAAUGAAGAAGAUAGACUACGUCAAAGAAUGAGAGAAUUGUAUGAAAACAGUGAAUUAGAGGAGUUGGCACGAUCUCAGCAGGAGGAAUUGGUGCGACUGAAGCGUGAGAUUGACCGCCUCCGAGAACGUACAUUUCCUUCUUUUGCAGUUGUUUCAAAGAAGACCGUUAGCUAA
Molecule: messenger RNA, 4374 nt
Organism: Trypanosoma theileri
Lineage: Eukaryota; Euglenozoa; Kinetoplastea; Trypanosomatida; Trypanosomatidae
Product: WD repeat-containing protein 96
Exons: 1
Coding region: 1-4374 (1457 amino acids)
Biological process (GO): cilium assembly
Cellular component (GO): axoneme
Molecular function (GO): protein binding
Source: RefSeq, a predicted model, not a curated record